AUAUUGAUCGAGUUUUGUCAUUCUUGAUUUGUAUUGUUGUGAAUGUAUGUUGUUUUCUUGGAAAAUACUUGGCCUUUUGAGAUAAUUAUUGUUGGAUUCUCAACGUCGAAGGAGUGAGGCACAGUUAAUUAGGCAGAUUUUUGGAUACAUUAUCCCAUAACUUAAAUCAACAAUUUACGCCAAUAUAAGCAUUCAUUCUACCCCUCAAUCGAAAGUUAAAAAAUAAACAAAUAUCACAUCACACCCUUCUUCACAAUGACCACCCCUCGAGUCUUCGUGAUCCGUCAUGGUGAAACCGAAUGGUCUCUCAAUGGUCGCCAUACAGGCAUCACAGAACUUCCUCUAACUGCCAAUGGAGAAAAGAGAAUUCGUGCAACGGGAAGAGCAUUAAUUGGUGAUGAUCGAUUGAUUGUUCCUAGAAAUUUGGCUCAUAUCUAUGUCUCCCCACGGAAACGUGCCCAGAAAACUCUCGAACUCCUCGAAGUCGGAUGUGCCGAGAAACUUCCAUGGGAAGAGCGACGAAAGCAUGCUGAAUCUGGAAUCCGCACAUCAGCCAAAGUAGAAAUCACUGAAAACAUCCGAGAAUGGGACUACGGUUCUUACGAAGGAAUCACCUCUGCCCAAAUCCGCUCUGAUCGCAAAGCCGCCGGACUUCCCGAAUGGGAUAUUUGGCGCGAUGGUUGUCCGGAUGGCGAAUCCCCCGAACAAGUCACCGAACGUAUCGAUGCCCUCAUCUCAGACAUCCGAGAGAAAUACCACGGUCCUGUCAUUGGGAAAGAGAAAAAGGAAGCGGGACCGGGUGAUGUAUUGAUUGUAGCGCAUGGACAUAUAUUGAGAGCGUUUGCGAUGAGAUGGGUAAGCAAGACGUUACAGGAUGGACCGACUUUAUUGCUCGAGGCCGGAGGAGUAGGAACGCUAAGUUAUGAACAUAAGAGUUUGGAGGAACCUGCUAUUUUGCUAGGUGGUGCGUUUAUGGUGGAUGUGAUUGAGAAUUCGGUGGAGGAUGAGAGGGAAAAGGAGGGGAAAUAAAUGGGGGACUUCAUGAGGUGUAGAUGGGGUUUUAUUGGUUUUUGAAUUUUAGAAGAGUUAUUAUAGAGAUUUUAGAGAUUUUAGAGAUGUUUAGAUGGAUUUGAUGAUGGAACGACAAUUUCUUUAUUUCUCUUCCGAAUUC
Molecule: messenger RNA, 1171 nt
Organism: Botrytis porri
Lineage: Eukaryota; Fungi; Ascomycota; Leotiomycetes; Helotiales; Sclerotiniaceae
Exons: 4
Coding region: 256-1029 (257 amino acids)
Biological process (GO): ribose phosphate biosynthetic process
Molecular function (GO): sedoheptulose-bisphosphatase activity
Source: RefSeq, a predicted model, not a curated record